Coprinopsis cinerea okayama7#130 is the source of this 423-nucleotide messenger RNA. RefSeq lists its product as hypothetical. Lineage: Eukaryota; Fungi; Basidiomycota; Agaricomycetes; Agaricales; Psathyrellaceae. Bases 1 to 423 code for a protein of 140 amino acids. The transcript is spliced from 4 exons. The record is from RefSeq and is a predicted model, not a curated record.
AUGAACGUCAACCACAGCAAGCACACCAGCAUCCAACGAGAUGCUAUAAUCACCUCGGGCGAUUACACGGAUACCGAUAGCGUCUUGAUGGUCAACGGCCAACGUGUGGCCGGAACCACCGCACCCCUGCACUUCAACUCGACGGAUGGCACGCCGAUUACACUUGCCAAUAGUGCCACCAUCGCUAGUGGACCCGUCGUCAAUUAUUCAGGGCGGCAGCGUGGAUCGACUCAGGGCCAGCCUGGCACGAACUCGCCGUGCGGUAUUCCUAUCUACAACUCUGCUGGCAAGGUCAUUCGCAUCAAGCACGGACCGGGUUGGCAGGGCCCGCACGCGAGCUUUACAGGUACUCCCGCCUUCGAUUCAUCUGGCAGGCCCACCCAGGCGAAGCAAGGAUAUCCGAACCAAGCCCAGCGCAAGUGA